GGGGAGGGGCCGCCCGCCCUAGCGCUUCCGGCGGGGCCGGCUGCGGCUCCGCCAUGGGGAAGAAGCACAAAAAGCACAAAGCCGAGAAGGCAGAAUGGCGCUCGACCUCCGCCACCGCCUACAGCGAUUAUGUGGAUAAACCUUUGGAAAAACCCUUGAAGCUGGUUCUUAAAGUUGGAGGCAGUGAAGUGACUGAACUCUCUGGGUCAGGGCAUGAUUCUAGUUACUAUGAUGAUAGAUCAGAUCAUGAGCGAGAACGACAUAAAGAAAAGAAGAAAAAAAAGAAGAAAAAGUCAGAGAAGGAAAAAGAAAAGCAUCUAGAUGAUGAGGAAAGAAGAAAGAGAAAGGAAGAGAAAAAGAGGAAAAGAGAGAAAGAACAGUGUGACACUGAAGGAGAAACUGAUGACUUUGAUCCUGGGAAAAAGGUAGAGGUUGAACCUCCUCCAGAUCGUCCUGUCAGAGCAUGCAGAACUCAGCCAGCUGAAAGUGAGAGCACACCGAUCCAGCAAUUACUGGAACACUUCCUUCGCCAGCUUCAAAGGAAAGAUCCUCAUGGGUUUUUUGCUUUUCCAGUCACGGAUGCCAUUGCUCCUGGAUAUUCCAUGAUAAUAAAACACCCUAUGGAUUUUGGUACGAUGAAGGAAAAAAUUGCAGCAAAUGAAUACAAAUCAGUCACUGAAUUCAAGGCAGAUUUUAAACUGAUGUGUGAUAAUGCAAUGACUUACAACAGACCAGAUACUGUUUACUACAAGCUAGCCAAGAAGAUACUGCACACAGGCUUUAAGAUGAUGAGCAAAGAACGGCUGUUAGCUUUGAAGCGCAGCAUGUCGUUUAUGCAGGACAUGGAUUUUUCUCAGCAGGCAGCUCUUUUGGGUGAUGAAGAUACAGCAGUUGAAGAACCUGUUCCUGAAGUUGUUCCUGUACAAGCAGAGACUACCAAGAAAUCCAAAAAGCAAAAUAAAGAAGUUAUUAGAGAGAAAUUCUUAGCUAAGCAAAUGGAAGAAGAUAACCCAGGAGAGAGAAAUGGAUUUGGUGUGAGGAGAUGCUCUACCCAGUACCUAAGCUGCAUUUUUGAACCUGAGGGGAAUGCGUGCAGCCUGACAGACAGCACUGCUGAAGAACAUGUCUUGGCACUAGUGGAACAUGCAGCAGAUGAAGCUCGGGAUAGGAUCAAUCGCUAUCUACCCAACAGCAAGAUUGGUUAUCUGAAAAAAAAUGGAGAUGGAACUUUAUUAUUUAGUGUAGUGAAUUCAUCUGAUCCAGAAGCAGAAGAGGAAGAAACUCACCCAGUGGAUCUGAGUUCACUGUCAAGCAAAUUAUUACCUGGCUUCACUACACUGGGCUUCAAAGAUGAACGAAGAAAUAAAGUAACCUUUCUUACCAGUGCCAAUACGGCACCUUCCUUGCAAAACAACUCUAUAUUUCAUGAUUUGAAACCAGAUGAGAUGGAGCUCCUAUACUCAGCAUAUGGUGAUGAAACUGGGAUCCAGUGUGCCUUAAGCUUACAAGAAUUUGUGAAGGAUGCUGGAAGUUACAGCAAGAAAAUAGUUGAUGAUCUUCUUGACCAGAUCACUAGUGGCGACCAUUCCAAAACUAUUUAUCAGCUAAAGCAGAGGCGAAACAUCCCAGUAAAACCACUGGAUGAAGUUAAAGUUCUGCCAGUUCUUAUAAAAGAAGAACACAAAUUGCGUAAUACCUGUCUGGAUUCUUCCAAACAGAUUAUGGUUGGAGAAUCUGCUGGAGACGGUAACACUUCUGACUUGGACUUUCUCUCCAUGAAGCCGUAUUCAGAUGUAUCUCUCGAUAUUUCUAUGUUAAGUUCGUUAGGAAAAGUGAAGAAGGAGCUUGAUCAUGAUGAUAACCAUCUACAUCUGGAUGAAACAACUAAGCUGCUUCAGGACCUUCAUGAAGCUCAGGCUGACCGAGUGGGAUCCCGGCCAUCAUCCAAUUUGAGUUCCCUCUCCAAUACCUCUGAAAGAGACCAACAUCAUCUUGGAAGCCCCUCUCAUCUGAGUGUUGGAGAACAGCAAGACAUGGUUCAUGAUCCCUAUGAAUUUCUUCAGUCUCCAGAAACCUCAAAUGCUACCAGUAACUAAUCUGACAUGUACUAUAUUUAUUUUGUAUUUUAUUUCUAUUAUGUUUUUAUAAAGUUUUUGUCCAUGACAGAAACUGCAUUUUUGUCCUCUUUUCUAUGAGGAUUGCUGUAUAAUAUUAUCAUGUAUACAAGAUUAAACAAGCAAACAUAAAAAAGCCUCAACCCCAAACUAAUUAGUGCAUCAUGUUGUUAGCAGUGUACCACGAACUGCUUUCAAUUUGUUUGUUAAGGGAGGGUCUGUGAAUCUUGACUGAAAAACAGCAAAUAAUGUGUUAGAAAAAUUUGUAUUUUACAGACACUGGAAAGUGAUGAUUUUCCCAGAAUGGCAGCAGUCAUUAAGUGCAAUACAAUUAUUUACUAGUUCUGUUCAAGUCUUAACCUGAACAUCUCCAAGGAGCAACAAAGAACCGCCUGAAUUUGUAUCAUUACUAUGUUUUCCAUCUCCUAAUGCUAAUAAUCUGUAUAAAUUGUUUUUAAAUAUUUUCCCAUGUUUUUAAAUAUUUUUUUAAUCACUGUAGAGAGCACUUAAUUUGAGAGCAACUAUACUUGGUAGUUGCAGUAAAAUGCUCAUUUACAAGACUUCUACCCUGGAUUUGAAAAAGAUGAAUGUUUUUCUGAUCCCUUGUAUCUUGAAACACAAAGAAAAGAUAAUACUUGUAUUUUGUAAUAUGAUGUGUAUAUCUCAUAGAAUGGAAAAAGUAUUGGAUAAGGUGUGCUUUUCAGUAAUUUCAAAAUAAAACUUUUAUAAAACAUCAA
Molecule: messenger RNA, 2851 nt
Organism: Corvus hawaiiensis (hawaiian crow)
Lineage: Eukaryota; Metazoa; Chordata; Aves; Passeriformes; Corvidae
Gene: BRD9
Product: bromodomain containing 9
Exons: 18
Coding region: 54-2096 (680 amino acids)
Biological process (GO): regulation of transcription by RNA polymerase II
Cellular component (GO): nucleus
Source: RefSeq, a predicted model, not a curated record